This is a messenger RNA of Haliotis rubra (blacklip abalone), 2414 nucleotides long. RefSeq names its product beta-1,4-N-acetylgalactosaminyltransferase bre-4-like. NCBI's taxonomy places the organism in Eukaryota, Metazoa, Mollusca, Gastropoda, Lepetellida, Haliotidae. The transcript has 8 exons. Gene Ontology annotation, biological process: carbohydrate metabolic process; glycosphingolipid biosynthetic process. Bases 298 to 1449 code for a protein of 383 amino acids. Gene Ontology annotation, molecular function: N-acetyl-beta-glucosaminyl-derivative 4-beta-N-acetylgalactosaminyltransferase activity. The record is from RefSeq and is a predicted model, not a curated record.
CCGGUAAAACGACAUCAUACUGAUAGGUGUGGUUGUGUUCAUUUUCGUCGACUAAAUCAAUAUUUCGCUUUUGAUAUUUUUAAUCGGUAACUGUCAUUCCCAUCUGUGAUGUUAAAAGUAUUCAAUGUCGUGAUAGAAACAUUGCAGAUAUGUGAAUACUCUCACAAUAUCUAGCGACAGUAACUGAAAAUGCCACCUCGGCACACUGCGAACAGGUGAUCAUCAUCGUUGGUUUAGAAGACGACAGCUUUAGUGCGAACGCUUAGUACGUGACGGACAUAACAGCCUCGCACCAAGAUGUAUCCCUGUGACAACUGUUCCAGUGUGAGGAUCUUAAAGGUGUUCCUGGUGAUCUGCUUGACUCUGGUGUUACUUCAGUACCUCAUCAAUCUUGCCACCUACAACUAUGUGACAAAGUUCCUCAAAGAUGACAGCUAUAGCAGUCAUAACCGAUCAGCUAUUGGACUAUUUUUCCCAGAAGUGACUGACUUUUUCAAGAACCUGCACUCAUUACAGUCAAAGAAUGUGGCAAGGAAUGUAUCAGUGAACUGGACAUUGCCAACUGUACCUACCACCAUGACUGUCAUGACGACCAACUUAUCUUCUGGAACAGGCGAUAUUGGGAAUCUCUGUCCUCUGGUUCCUCCAAAACUCGUGGGGUCACUGGCAACAUACAAGGAAGUUCUGUCCUUUGAGGAGAUGCAGAAGAAGUACCCAGAGCUUCAAGCCGGGGGCCGAUACAAGCCCCCAGAUUGUAAAUCACGACACCGUGUAGCUAUCAUUGUGCCCUACAGGAACAGAGAAGAUCAGCUGAAGAUUCUGCUCAACAACCUACACCCGAUUCUGGAGAGACAGCAGCUGGACUAUGCAAUCUAUAUCACAGAACUGGCUAUGCCCACGACCUUCAACAGAGCCCUCCUGAUGAACAUAGGUUACGCAGAAGCAGUCAGGGACUACGACUUCCAGUGUUUCAUCUUCCAUGAUGUGGACCUCAUACCAGAGAAUGACAAGAACUUGUACACCUGUCCGGAGAACCCACGACACAUGUCGGUGGCCAUUGACAAGUUUAAUUACAAAUUGCCAUAUGCUGCGAUCUUUGGAGGUGUGUCAGCUUUGACUAAAGACCACAUGAUAAAAGUCAAUGGAUUCUCCAAUAAAUACUUUGGCUGGGGUGGAGAAGAUGAUGACAUGAUGAAGAGAAUACAGCUGAGUGGUUUAAAGUUAAGUCGAGCACCAAUAGAAUUAGCUCGAUAUAAGAUGAUAAAACAUGGCAGGGACAAAUCAAAUGAAGUGAAUAAACAAAGGUUUAAACUUUUAUAUGCUGCAUCCAAGAGGGUACAAAAGGAUGGACUUAAUUCGCUCAAGUAUGAAUUAUUGAAAAAAGAAUACAGGCCAUUGUAUACAUGGGUAUAUGCUCAGGUCAACCAGCAGGACAUCUUGAAGAGUUAGCUAUGGUGUGUUGCCAGCUGACAUCUUCAGGUGGUAGACACGUCUACAGUUUUCCUACAUGAAGAUCAAGUUUCUAGGAUCUUUGCUGAAAGACAGUGUAUCAUGAUUGUUUUGUCUGUACAUGAGGACUGAAGAGUGUUGGGUGUUCUAAAACUGUGAUCUGGAUGUAUUCAAUGUUUAUGGAGUUGGAUGGAGCAUCAACCAGUAUGGCUGACUUGACAGAUGACAUUAGUGAGAGUGAAAAUACUGUGAAGAUAUCACCAGAUCUUGGCAGCAGCAUUUUCAGCUGCUACAGAAAACUUGAAUCCCCUCCUGGGCAAGGAUAAGGUCAUUACGACAGGGUUUGGCCUCCUCGUACACUGACAACUGACAAUCACCAGAAUGUGUAUAAAGUCCAAUACCUGAACUGUUGUCAAGACUAUGUUCAUCACUAGUUGCUUUGGUCCCUCCUUGCUGAACAGUUGACACUGAUCGCCUGGAACAUGUUCAGGGUCCAAUAAUUUUCUUAACUAUUGUUAGCUGAAGAUUACAGUCAGCUAAACAUGUUCCACAAUCUCUUGCUGUAAGUAUGCAGGUCAUCAGGACAAGUACAGGAUAUCUCGCAGCCAUGUACCGGAUCCUCACGGUCCAUCCAGCAAACUCAUCAAAUGAGGCAUCAUUAGUCAAACUGUUGUAAUGCAGGAAAGAUCAUCAGAUGUUCAUCCAGGAUUUCAAGGGGAACAAAGACACAAACAGAUUAUUGAUUGAAGUUUAAUUGUCAGAGUAAAGGAUGAAGCCAAACCACUACAUGACAUCCACACCUACUUCUACAUGCUCACUCACAUCCAUAGCCACACCUACAUGACAUCCACACCCAGGUCUACAUGCUCACUCACAUCCAUAGCCACACCUACAUGACAUCCACACCCAGGUCUACAUGCUCACUCACAUCCAUAGCCACAUCUACAUGACAUCCACACCCAGGU